AUUACAUGAUUGGGAUACGUAUACCGCAAGCUUGUUGCGCCUGGCACAAGAGGCGGCUAAAACAUGAAGUUUGUCUAAGAGGACGGGUCAUUUGCAACCAGCUAUGUCUAUUGCUGCUACUGUCUACAUCUCUGGCCCAGUCUCCAUCAGCACUGGCAGCAAUUCCGAUGCAAUCGCUUCUUCUCUGUGACGCAAGCGACACCCGCGAAGCUGGCCGAGACAGGAACCAGGACGGUAUCAAGUCCUCUUACUUUUUCUCCAGCAACUUUGACUCUGAUCUGCAGGCGAGGCUAGCAGACUUUGCGCAGUUCCCGUUCUCCGCCGCAUCUGCACUGCUGGCUGGACCACCAAGGAGUGGAAAGACUACCCUUCUCUUUCAGUACGCCCACAACCACCUGCUGGAAAAUCCGCAUGACACUGCGCUUGUCAUAGCCAAACGGCAGCGACUGGAAGGAGCCCCACCACUUCUGCCGCAAGGCGUAACCAAGACUUCCUUGCCGUACGAACGGCUUCAUCUGCGGUACCUGGACAGUGACCGCGAGCUGCGGAAGUUCUUUGCGUGCAUCCAUCUUCUGGAGAGUCUUCCAAGUCUGAUCAUAGUUGAUGACUUUGCCGACUUCUUCUCCGAGAGUAGAGUCGGAGAGCAUGGCAUCCCCACAAAGAGCCGGGAGCAGGUCUUUGUCAAGACCCUCGCUCUCCUUCAUGAGGCGGGUUGCUUCAUCAGGCAAUCGAAGCAGAGACCGUGUACCAUUCUUGUGUCCGAUACCAACGUAGGAGAGAUGCCCCGGAACUUGUACUUGUACCAACGGUGGAUCCCACUGUCUGUCAAAAUCAAAGAUGGCGUGGGCAACAUGUUCACCGCGUCCGCAUGUGAUGCGGGGUCUGGGGUGACUUUGCGCGCCAGCUACUCCAUCACUGCCGCUUCCUUGAUCCUUGAGCACAUCGACGGGAAGCAAUCAAAUGAUCAAGAACAGGGUAGCAGCGCUUGGGCUGCAGACCCGACGCUGGGCCUUGCAUCUUAGAGUCCAUCACGCUGGAGACUUAGAGAACGCUGGUCACAAUUAGUCAGCAAUAUCACAAGAUCCGAUGACUUCGAGCUAGAGACGUCCGGGUAUUAUUCGAUGCCAUUGGCGCCCAGUAUUUGAUAGCGCGGGCAUGCUACUUGACGAGUUCGGAAGAUUCCUGAAUCGAACAUCUACUUUUCUCUUGACCGUACUAGCAGGUAUUCCUGUGUUUUAACGACCCAGGUUGUGCACGCACACGACCGCGCGUGCAAUUGUUGAUCAAACUUGUAACCACAUGUUUAAAC
Klebsormidium nitens is the source of this 1309-nucleotide messenger RNA. The record is from the annotation of a GenBank genome assembly. NCBI's taxonomy places the organism in Eukaryota, Viridiplantae, Streptophyta, Klebsormidiophyceae, Klebsormidiales, Klebsormidiaceae.